Labrus bergylta (ballan wrasse) is the source of this 2430-nucleotide messenger RNA. The record is from RefSeq and is a predicted model, not a curated record. NCBI's taxonomy places the organism in Eukaryota, Metazoa, Chordata, Actinopteri, Labriformes, Labridae.
AGUCUGAGGAAGAGAUGUGAACAUGUGACUGAAGGAAGUGAUGAAACAGGAAGUAGAACCCUCCUCAACAGGAUCUACACUGAGCUCUACAUCACAGAGGGACAGAGUGAAGAGGUGAACACCCAACAUGAGGUGAGACAGCUUGAGACAGACUCUAAAAAGAAGACCCUCCAUGAGACUCCAAUCAAGUGUCAGGACAUCUUUAAAGCCUUACCCGACCAACAGAACCAAAAGACAAGAGCUCAACCCGACCAACAGAAACCCAUCAGAGUGGUUCUGACAAACGGCGUCGCUGGUGUUGGAAAAACCUUCUCAGUGCAGAAGUUCACUCUGGACUGGGCAGACGGCUCAGAGAACCAAGACCUCAGUCUGGUGAUCCUGCUUUCAUUCAGGGAGCUGAACUUGAUCAGAGAUAAGGAGUACAGUCUUCUUGAGCUGCUCCGUGUUUUCCAUCCAACAUUACAGAAGGUCACAGCAGAGACGCUCGCUGUCUGUAAACUGUUGUUCAUCUUUGACGGCCUGGAUGAAAGCAGACCGUCGUUGGACUUCACAAACAGGAAGGUUGUGUCUGAUGUCACAAAGAAAUCACCGUUAAACACACUGUUGACAAACCUCAUCAAGGGGAAUCUGCUCCCCUCAGCUCUCAUCUGGAUAACUUCUCGACCUGCAGCAGCCAAUCAGAUCCCUCCUGCAUGUGUUGACAGGCUAACAGAAGUACGAGGCUUCACUGACGCCCAGAAGGAGGAGUACUUCAGGAAGAGGUUCAGUGAUGAUGAAGAUCUGUCCAGCAGAAUCAUCUCACACAUCAAGACAUCCAGGAGCCUCCACAUCAUGUGUCUGAUCCCGGUCUUCUGCUGGAUCACUGCCACAGUUCUGGAGCACAUGAUGAGCACAGAGCAGAGAGGAGAGCUGCCCAAGACCCUGACUGACAUGUACUCACACUUCCUGCUGGUUCAGACAAAGAGGAAGAAGAACAAGUAUGAUGAGGGACUUCAGAUGAGUCCACAUGAGCUGAUGGAGGCCGACAGGGAAGUUCUUCUGAAGCUGGGGAGGCUGGCGUUUGAACAUCUGGAGAAAGGAAACAUCAUGUUCUAUAAAGAAGACCUGGAGCGUUGUGGUCUGGAUGUCACAGAGGCCUCUGUGUACUCAGGAGUUUGUACAGAGAUCUUCAAAACAGAGUGUGUGAUCUUCCAGAAAACAGUCUACUGCUUUGUUCAUCUGAGCGUUCAGGAGUUCCUGGCUGCAGUCUACAUGUUCCACUGUUUGACAAACAGGAAGAGAGGUGUAGUGAAGGCUUUCCUUAACGACAUCAACAUCCUUUAUCAAACUUUUGAAAGUGAUGACUCCUCCCUGGAUGACUUAUUCCUGGAUGACUUCUCCCUGGAUGACUCCUCCCUGGAUGACUCCUCCCUGGAUGACUCCUCCCUGGAUGACUUCUCCCUGGAUUACUUAUCCCUGGAUGUCUUCCUGAAGAGUGCCAUGGAGAAAUCCCUGAAAAGUGAAAAUGGUCACCUGGACCUGUUUGUUCGCUUCCUUCAUGGCCUCUCUCUGGAGUCCAACCAGAGACUCUUAGGAUUCCUGCUGGGUCAGAAAGACAACAGUCCAGAAAUGAUCCAGAGAGUCAUCAAGAACCUGAAGAAGAUGAACAGUAAAGAUAUCUCUCCUGACAGAAGCAUCAACAUCUUCCACUGUCUGACAGAGAUGAACGACCUCUCAGUCCAUCAGGAGAUCAAAGAGUUACUGAAGUCAGGGAACAGAUCAGAGAAGAAACUCUCUGAUAUCCACUGCUCUGCUCUGGGCUACAUGCUGCAGAUGUCAGAGGAGGUUCUGGAUGAGUUGGACCUGAAUAAGUACAACACAUCAGACCAGGGACGACUGAGACUGAUUCCAGCUGUGAGGAACUGCAGGAAGGCAAAGUUUUCUGGCUGUGGACUGUCAGAGACUCCCUGUGAAGUCGUGGCCUCAGCUCUGAAGUCCAACCCCUCCCAUCUGAGAGAGCUGGACCUGACUGACAACGAGCUGCAGGAUUCAGGAGUGAAGCUGCUUUGUUCUGGACUGCAGAGUCCAAACUGUAGACUGGAGACUCUGAGGUUUUCUUGCUGUGGACUGUCAGAGACUCACUUUGAAGUCGUGGUCUCAGCUCUGAAGUCCAACCCCUCCCAUCUGAGAGACCUGAACCUGAGCUUCAACGAGCUGCAGGAUUCAGGUGUGAAGCUGCUGUGUUCUGGACUGAAGAGUCCAAACUGUAGACUGGAGACUCUGAGAUUGAGGAACUGCAGUUUGUCAGAGAUCAGCUGUUCUUCUCUGGCCUCAGCUCUGAAGUCCAACCCCUCCCAUCUGAGAGAGCUGGACCUGAGUAAGAACAAGCUGCAUGAUUCAGGAGUGAAGCUGCUGAGUGAGGGACUGCAGAGUCCAAACUGUAGACUGGAG